AGCCGAGCGAAAACGGUAUCGAGUAAAACGCCGGCGUGGCCGCUCUCAGAUUUCUCUCUGCGGUUGACGAUAGUGUUGGUCAUUUAAAAUUACGAAGCGGAAUUGCCCUACUCGCUAGCUGGCAUUAGAAAUCAUGUGGACAACUACGAGAAUUCUGGACGGCGGCUUUUCCGGGCAACUGUCGCGUCACGUGGGCGCGAAAAUCGACGGCGAUCCGCUGUGGACGGCGCGAUUCCUCGCGACUGAUCCCACUGCUGUUCACGCCACGCACCUGGACUUCCUGCGCGCCGGGGCCGAAAUAAUCGAGACCAAUACCUACCAAGCGUCCGUGCCUGGCUUAACAAAGUAUCUGAACAUAAGCGAGAGCGAGAGUUUGCAUUUAAUUGCCACAGCCACAAACUUGGCCAGGAGAGCCGUGGACGAUUACGUCCGAGAGAAGAAUCUCAGUUCAGAGCAAAGACCCAAGGUCGCUGGUUCCUGCGGUCCUUAUGGCGCUUGUUUGCACAACUCGUCUGAAUACACGGGCUCGUAUGGAAAGACCGUAUCCCGACGAGAACUGAUCGACUGGCACAGACCGCGCGUUAAAGCACUAUUAGACGCUGGCGUCGAUCUGCUGGCCCUCGAAACUAUACCCUGUGUCGAGGAAGCGGAAGUCUUGCUGGACUUGCUGAGGGAGUAUCCUCACGCUCGCGCGUGGCUCUCCUUCUCGUGCCGGGACGAUCGGCUGAUCUCGGACGGCGGCGUGUUCCAGGAAAUAGCCCUGAGCUGCUAUCGCGCCCUGCCAUCGCAAAUCGUUGCGAUUGGCGUCAACUGCGUCGACCCGAGACACGUGACUCCCUUGCUGCGAGGUAUCAAUGCAGAAUCAUCAGGGCGGGAUCAGAUUCCCCUGGUGGCGUACCCCAACAGAGGUGGCAGCUAUUCCGCGACCGACGGAUGGACCGCGGUCCCGGACGAUCAUUCCCUGAAUCUGCCCUUGUCGGAGUGGAUGGGCAUGGGGAUUCGUUACAUCGGCGGCUGCUGCAGGAUCUUCGCGGAAGACAUCAAGAUGAUACGAUCGGAAGUGGAUCGAUAUCGCGAACGUGAAUGCGCGCAAAAUGAUUUCAUCAUCUCCGCUGAUACCAGCGAUCUCUGAAUACCUAAGAUAGUUUUUAUACCAAUUUUUAUAUCGAUACGUACACUCGUUAGAAUCAAAGAUAAACCACUCAUCUUUAAUAGUUUUCGUUUCAUCAGUUGCUGUUAAAGGUAAACGCAUUUAUGGCUACGUGAGAUUUGUGGAGUACAAGAUUGAGGACUAUGGCUAAUGCAACACCCAAAGCGCCUUGAAAUGUCGAGUAAAUUGACUGAAAAUACUGAUGUGUACAUAUGAAUAAAAUAUGAGAAAAGUUA
Messenger RNA from Vollenhovia emeryi, 1386 nucleotides. Its product is annotated as homocysteine S-methyltransferase 1-like. The transcript has 2 exons. NCBI's taxonomy places the organism in Eukaryota, Metazoa, Arthropoda, Insecta, Hymenoptera, Formicidae. Gene Ontology annotation, molecular function: zinc ion binding; S-adenosylmethionine-homocysteine S-methyltransferase activity. Gene Ontology annotation, biological process: S-methylmethionine cycle. The record is from RefSeq and is a predicted model, not a curated record. The coding region runs from base 134 to 1132 and encodes 332 amino acids.